AUGAUAGUGUCCUUCCGGCAACAACCAGACAACCUGUUCAGGGGCAGCGGCGGCAGCAGCAUGCAGACGAGUCGCGUGACGUUCCGAGCUCCUGUAGUCGUUGUCCUCGCUCUCCUGUGGGUGGUCACGGCUUCCUUUGCCUGCCCGGAGAAAUGUGAUUGUAACUCUCACGGGCGAGUUAUCUGUGCCAGACGGGAGCUCAAAGACGUCCCCUACAACAUACUACCCAAUACAACUGUCCUCGACCUGGGCUACAACAGCAUACAGAAUCUGUCUGAGGCUGAUUUCUCCAACCUCACCAGCCUGGUGUUCCUCCGUCUAAAGAACAACAGCAUCGGCGUUCUCCCUGCCGGAAUUUUCUCACACCACACCCGUCUGUUGGAGGUGCUGGAUCUAGCUGGUAAUCGUAUAGCUCAUCUCCCGGAUGGAGUAUUCUCAAAUCUGACCAGUUUGAUCCAGCUCCUCCUGAACGGCAAUCGCAUCGCGAGUCUCCCCGCUGGAAUUUUCUCACAGCUCACCCGUCUGGAGCGCCUCGAGCUAUCUGAUAAUCAUAUUGCUGAUCUUCCCGAUGGAGUAUUCUCCAAUCUGCUCAGUUUGUUAGAGCUCAACCUGAUCAACAAUAGCAUCUCUAGUCUCCCCUCUGAAAUUUUCUCACAUCUUACCCGCCUGGAGUGGCUGGAACUAUCUGAUAAUCAUAUAGCGGAUCUACCAGGUGGAGUAUUUUCAAACCUGACGAGUUUGCGAUUACUUCAUCUGACCAAUAAUAGAAUCUCGAGUCUCCCUGGUGGAAUCUUCUCACAGCUCACCCGUCUGGAGUGGCUGAAUCUGUUAGGUAAUCACAUAGCAGAUCUAGAGCUCCCAGUAUUCUCAAAUCUGGCCAGUUUAGAACGGCUUAUCCUGUCCGACAAUAGCAUCUCGAGUCUCCAGCCUGGAAUUUUUUCACAUCUUACCCGUUUGUCACUCCUGGAGCUAUCUGGUAAUAACAUUACCGAUGCCCCUGAGGGAGCAUUCUCAAAUCUGACCAGUUUGAUAUGGCUUUUUCUGUCUGACAAUAACAUCUCGAGUCUUCCGGUGGGGAUUUUUUCACAGCUGCGGAACUUAGGACAGUUGUACCUAAGUGAGAACCCCUUGAGAUGUGACUGUAGUUUACAGAAUCUAAUGACUUCGCAACGUGUGCGUGAAUCACUUCGCGAUGACCCUGUCUGCAGCUCCCCUCCCCACAUGGAAGGCGACGCGUUGAUCGGCGUUGUGCUCCUGGAAAUGAAGAUUUGUAACCGCCGCGGCGACUGUACCACGGCAAGUGCGGAUGGAUCUUGUGCUUGCCACGUCGGAUGGACUGGCACAUACUGUGGAUUGACGAACAUAAUAGUGAGAGUUGGUUCGAACGAGAACUUCACUCGGAAUGACCAGUGUGGACAGACUUUCGCGGCCACCCCCGGGCAGACCAGAGAGGUGUACUGCAACCCGACGAUGUCCGGCCGCUAUGUGUCGGUACAGAGAAUGGGGCACGCUUUGGCAUUGUGCGAGGUAGAGGUCUAUGUUACAGGUCUCUGCUGUGACGAUGCCAUGGGACUGCUAAACGGCCAGAUCACUACUACCGACGGUGGCUACUGCUCUGGGAACGACAUCCAGUUCUCUUGUGACCCUGGAUACGAGCUUGUCGGCAAUUCGUCGGCCACCUGCCAAGAGGACGGGAGUUGGGACGGAGAUCUUCCGACUUGCCAACCACACACAGAACCUACGGAAGAAAUCCGCACGUCCACUGAAGCCAUCAUUGCCGGCAACAUUGCCGGUAUCGUCGCAGUGAUGAUUGUGGCAGCUGUCGUGUUCAUGGUCUUUUUAAGACGAAGGAGGAGGGUAAAAAAGGAUAAUAUAACAAUCCAGAGAAGGAGAAUGGAGGAGGCGAUCCCGCUGGUUCCAGCCCGGCCACAGUUCCCGCGGUUCGAGACGGACCCCGACCGGCUGACGCUCGGCGAGAAGAUCGGUAGCGGGGCGUUCGGCCUCGUCUAUCGGGCAACCCUGACACGGAACGGCAAGACCCAGGACGUCGUCGUAAAAACUGUCAAAGAAAGCGCUAGUGAGGACGACAAGCUUGGUUUUCUGGAGGAAAUCCGUGCAGUAGUGGACCUGGGGGUUCAUGAGAACCUACUGGGUCUGGUCGGCUGUUGCACGGUGGUGCGAGACCAUCUGUAUCUCAUCACGGAGUUCAUGCCGUAUGGAGACCUGAAGACUUUCUUGAGAAAAUGCCAGGAGCUUGAGACCUCUGACGAACCUCGUGAUGAUAUCUACACCUUCGAAGUGAUGCAGAUGUAUCAGGUGUCCCGACAGAUCGCUAAAGGCAUGGAUCACAUCGCCCAGUCUCGAUACGUCCACGGAGACCUGGCCGCUCGGAACGUGCUGGUCGGAAAACGCCUGCAUGUGAAGAUUUCUGACUUCGGGCUGGCAGAGGACAUCUACAGCCGAGGGUACCGUCGGCAGGACCGGCUCCAGAGGGUGCCCUGGAAGUGGAUGGCGCCGGAGCGGCUGGAAAGUGGAGAAGCCUACACCACACAGAGCAAUGUGUGGUCCUUCGGGAUAGUGCUGUACGAGAUAUGUACGCUAGGGGGCAAUCCUUACCCUGGCGUGGAAGUACGAUCUGAUGCUGCAAUGCUGGCGCUGGCAGCCCGCCCAGCGACCGUCCUUCGAUACGCUGUAUCUGACACUGGAUAAGAACCUCGAACUCUACGGACCCGAGUACGCGACGACAACUUAAGUACGUAGACCAGUACGUGGAACGACAACCAGUUCUAUAACAUUAUGCAACAGUACUGACUAUACGUAUCUAAGAACUGUCGUUGAAGGUUAGAAAUCUACUAAGGCCACACCAAGUAAAUUUUAUGGAUGACGUCAAAUGGAGACCCUAAAUCU
Molecule: messenger RNA, 2907 nt
Organism: Branchiostoma belcheri (Belcher's lancelet)
Lineage: Eukaryota; Metazoa; Chordata; Leptocardii; Amphioxiformes; Branchiostomatidae
Product: protein slit-like
Exons: 11
Coding region: 1-2709 (902 amino acids)
Biological process (GO): protein phosphorylation
Molecular function (GO): protein kinase activity; ATP binding; protein binding
Source: RefSeq, a predicted model, not a curated record